Molecule: messenger RNA, 1584 nt
Organism: Anarrhichthys ocellatus (wolf-eel)
Lineage: Eukaryota; Metazoa; Chordata; Actinopteri; Perciformes; Anarhichadidae
Gene: pcmtl
Product: l-isoaspartyl protein carboxyl methyltransferase, like
Exons: 7
Coding region: 80-856 (258 amino acids)
Biological process (GO): protein modification process
Cellular component (GO): cytoplasm
Molecular function (GO): protein-L-isoaspartate (D-aspartate) O-methyltransferase activity
Source: RefSeq, a predicted model, not a curated record
AAUCAGGAAGGGGGCAAACACUUUUUCACACAACUGUAUGUAUAUGUGUAUAUGUGUGCAUAUAUUUUGACCCAGUACUAUGCUUUCAUUCUCAUUUGUUUUAUCUAAAAAGCCUGUAUUAAUUAGUUUUCCAUUCACAUUAAAGGGUAAAUGGAAAGUCACAGGGUUCAACCUGCACACAUUUUCUAUUUUCGGUCGGUGUAAUUGCCUCUUUUCUCCUCCAGAUCACGGAGUGAUCCGCAGCAACCGAGUGUUUGAUGCCAUGCUGGCUACAGACAGAGGGCUCUACGCUAUAGACUAUCCUUAUGCAGACUCUCCUCAGUCCAUAGGCUACAGAGCGACCAUCAGUGCACCACACAUGCAUGCUCAUGCUUUGGAGCUGUUAAGUGACAAACUAACUGAAGGGGCAUCGGCACUGGAUGUGGGUUCAGGAAGUGGAUAUCUCACAGCCUGCUUUGCACGGAUGACAGGACCUAGUGGUAAAGUGGUUGGCAUUGAACACAUUGAUGAACUGGUUCAAAUGUCAAUAAAAAAUGUGCAAGCUGACGACCCAGAACUGCUCAGCUCUGGACGCAUCAGACUUACAAUGGGAGAUGGACGGCUCGGACACCCAGAAGGAGCGCCGUAUGAUGCCAUUCAUGUUGGUGCAGCUGCAGCUACUGUUCCUAAGGCUCUCUUGGAGCAGCUGAAGCUUGGUGGACGGUUGGUUCUCCCAGUGGGCCCCGACGGCGGCAGUCAGGUGUUGGAACAGUACGAUCGGCAGAGCGAUGGGACCUUUCUCAAGAAAGCUCUGAUGGGAGUGAUUUACGUCCCCCUGACUGACAAGAGGCGUCAGUGGCCUGGAGGUGAGCUCUGACUGCAGUGUGGUUGCCCCCACAGGAGGUGGCGUUGGUGUUGCAUCUCCGGGGCCCCGUAGCGCUUCUCAUCGUUCCACUGAGCUCUGGUCUUAACAGCCACCUGCCCCACUGGGUUGUCUCCCAGCAAAGUACAAGGAGGAUCCUUCUCUGUUUGCCCGACCAGAUCGUCUUACAAGAGUGAUCAAACUCAGACUGAAUGAGCGACCACCGCUGGACUGAUGACCAUACUCUCAGAAUGCUCUGGGUCAGUUAGAGAGUGAUGAGGUUAUUGUGGAUGACAAAGACAGGUUGCCUGAGAUCGAAGUGAUUCACAGUAUUUUAUAUAUGGGUAAGUCAGUCAGGUUCAGCCUUGAGAAAAGUGCAAUAUCAGCUUAAGAAGCUACAGAACGUGUUCUUCUGGAUGAUUGUGGGAAACUCAGAUGAGUGGUAAAUGUGUGACCUUGUGUGUAAUCUUAUGGGAACACUUUGGCUUUGAAUGCAGUAACACUUAAAUACAAACCCAAGUACAAGCCAAGGAAGUUAAUUGAAAAUUCAGCAAAUUAACAAUGUAAUAUAUAUAUUUUGUGGUAGGAAAUAGUUUUUACUGGCUUCAUAUACUGUAUGUUUAGGAUAUGUCCUGUUUGACAUUGUUCCUGUAGAGCAAAGGGGGUAUUGUGCCAAAAAAUGAUUAACUGAGGCACUGAAUUAUGUGUAAGAUUUAUUAAUAAAACCUACUAAAUGGAUAAAU